Sardina pilchardus (European sardine) is the source of this 1543-nucleotide messenger RNA. It is a transcript of the gene pex10, whose product is annotated as peroxisomal biogenesis factor 10. Bases 311 to 1282 code for a protein of 323 amino acids. Lineage: Eukaryota; Metazoa; Chordata; Actinopteri; Clupeiformes; Clupeidae. Gene Ontology annotation, biological process: protein import into peroxisome matrix. Gene Ontology annotation, molecular function: zinc ion binding. The transcript is spliced from 6 exons. Gene Ontology annotation, cellular component: peroxisomal membrane. The record is from RefSeq and is a predicted model, not a curated record.
GCAUACUUCCUGGUUCGGAUCUUGCUGUUGAUCUUUCAAAGCUGUGUUUGUUGAUGUGCAAUGUAACGUUAAAACUCAAAAUACCUAAAAAACAUAGGCAACAGCACAUGUUUGCAUUAAGAGGAACUCAUUGCACGAUCUGUCGUUGUCUACGCACCUGAGGAAACAUCAUGAAAAUGUCAUUCUCUUUGAUAGAGUGAUGAUGAGUAUAACAUAAGUUGGUGACUUAUGAAAUGUUAGCCUACUUUAACCCUAUCUGAAUAGCUGUGCGUUGAAAACUCUCUUUAGGCGGUUAACUGUUGUGUGUAAAAUGCCACUCGUUCCUGCAAAUCAACCGCAGUUGAUUCGAUCCAGUCAAAAGGAUGAAUACUAUCAGACAUGUCUGAAGAAUAAUGCCAACGACGUUUUCCAGGCUUUCACUGGGUCCAGGCAAUGGCUGAAAUGGAGGAAGGAAGUCGAGUUGCUUUCAGAUUUGGCCUACUACAGUUUGACAACAUUCUCAGGGUACCAGACUCUGGGCGAGGAGUAUGUGAACAUCGUGCAAGUGGGCCCCACCAGGCGCCGCGUGCCGUCGCUGACACGCCGUGGCGUGUUCAUCCUCUUCCACACCUUCGCUCCGUACCUGCUGGAUAAGAUGCUGGUGUGCCUGGAGAACGAGCUGCAGGCUGAGGACCGACCCGGUCCUCACAGGGACUCUCCGUCGCGCUGGAACCCCAUGUUCUACAUCAAAGCCUGGGUACAGCAGGCCGUGGGUGCCCUGACGGAGAACCAGAGGAAGAACUUGGUGCCGGUGCUCUAUGCCUGUCAGCAGGGCAUCACUAUUGUGCACCGCAUCCAUGUGGCUCUGUUCUACAUCUAUAGCUCCUACUACCACAUCAGCAAGAGAACGACGGGCAUCGGCUAUCUGCGAGUCCUAAGCGGCGCAGGGGAUGAGAAGGCGAUCCGUAACAGCUACAGGCUCCUGGGCGCAGUCUCCCUGCUGCAGCUGGCCAUCACGCUGGUCCUGCAGGUCAACAACCUCCGGCAGAGACAGAGGGCCAGGCAGGAGUGGAAACAGCACAGAAACCUGCCCUGCAGCUCCCAGGCUGCCCCUUCGCCAUCCUCGCGAACAUCUCGCUGCAUCUUGUGUCUAGAGGACAGGAGGCAUGCUACGGCCACCCCCUGUGGACACCUCUUCUGCUGGGAGUGCAUCACAGAGUGGUGCAGCAACAAGAGUGAGUGCCCUUUGUGCCGAGAGAAAUUCCAGCCACAUCGGCUGGUCUACCUGCGUGGCUACAAAUGAAGGCCCCAAGAAUUGACCCCGACUGACAGACUGUUUUUUGCUGUCGUGCCCACUGGACGACCUUGUCGGGGGUCAAGACCAGUGGGAGGGUCGUGAAUUGUGUCGUUUGCGAAAAUGUAGAAUGGGUGGGGGUGGGGUUUGCAUUUAUUUUGAUUAUUGUAAUGAGUGAUAACAUAUUCAAUGGAUGCUGGAUUGUAUCAGUCCCUUUAACUUAAUGUAAAUUAUGUUAAUUAAUAAAAUGCAACAUGUACAUUAAUGCAA